ACUCAUACAGAGGCACAAAAAUUCAUUAAUCCUUCCUCCGCCAUGGAAAUUUCCUACCUCCUCUAUUUCCUCCUCUUCCUCCUCUCCUUCCCGCUGGCCAAACACUUCAUCUUCAAACCCAGGACACUCCCGCUUCCACCGUCCCCCGCCUUCCCACUGCCAAUCCUCGGCCACCUCCACCUCCUCCGCAAACCUCUCCACAGAACCCUCGCCACCCUCUCCGCCAAACACGGCGGCGGCGCCGCCCUCCUCCGCUUCGGCUCCCGCCGCGUGCUCCACGUGUCCUCCCCUUCCCUCGCCGAGGAAUGCUUCACCAAAAACGACGUCGCAUUCGCAAACCGCCCCGGUCUGCUCGCCGGGAAGCACCUCGGCUACAACUUCACCACCCUCGUGUGGGCCCCUUACGGCCACCACUGGCGCAACCUCAGGCGCGUGGCCACAAUCGAGAUCCUCUCCUCCACCCGCAUCCACAUGCUCCAACAAAUCCGCGUCGACGAGACGCGCGCCACGCUCCGGAGGCUCUUCGAGAAAUCCAUCUCCGGCGCCGCCGUCGUGGACAUGAAGUCGAUGUUCUUCGAGUUGACCAUGAAUGUGAUGAUGAGGAUGAUCGCCGGGAAGAGGUAUUAUACUGGGGCCGCCGGCGGCGAGGAGGAACUGGAGGAGGCGAAGAUGUUUAAGGAGAUUGUGGAGGAGACGAUGGAGCUGAGCGGCGCUACCAACGUCGGGGAUUUUGUGCCGUUUUUGAGGUGGGUUGGUUUGAAUAAGGGGGAGAAGAGAUUGGCGGCGCUGCAAGGGAAGAGGGAUGGGUUCAUGCAGAAGUUGAUUGAAGAGCGGAGGAGGAGCGUGACGGCGGCGCGUGGGGUUUACGGUGAGGGUGGGCAUAAGACGAUGACGGAUGUGCUGCUGGGAUUGCAGGAGACGGAGCCUAAGUACUACACUGACUAUAUAAUUCGAGGCUUGAUGCUAGUGAUGUUAUCUGCAGGGACAGACACUUCAGCCGCGACAAUGGAAUGGGCACUUUCGCUCCUCCUCAACAAUCCACAGACAAUUGUAAAUGCCAAGUUAGAAAUCGACACCAUCAUUGACCAUACCAAGUUCCUCGAAGAAUCCGACCUUCCAAAACUGCCUUAUCUCUCCGGGAUUGUAAAAGAGACCCUAAGGAUGUGCCCUGUAGCUCCCCUUUUGGUACCACACGAGUCCUCGGAGGAGUGCGCCGUUGGUGGGUUUCGAGUGCCACGUGGGACGAUGUUGUUGGUCAAUGCAUGGGCCAUGCAUAACGACGCCACGUUAUGGGAAGAUCCCGAGAAGUUCAAGCCGGAGAGAUUCUUGAGGGAUGAAGAUGGAAGACAAUUUUCAUGGAUGCCAUUUGGAGCCGGGAGGAGAAGGUGCCCGGGAGAAAGUUUGGCCAUGAAGGUAGUAGGGUUUGUGCUGGGAUCGUUGAUUCAGUGCUUUGAGUGGGAGAGGGAUGGCGAGGAAAUGGUGGAUAUGUCUGAAGCGAAUGGGCUCACCAUGCCGAAGCUACUUCCUUUGCGGGCUAAAUGUAGGCCCAACCCAGACAUGAUUCAUCUCCUUUCUCAGCUUUAGUGUAUAUGGGUUUCCCCACUGCCAGAAUUCUCUUUAUCUUCUCUAUCUCCAUCACAAAACUAUCAUUUUCGUAACCCUCUAGCGAUCUCAAAGACAUUGAUGAGCAUGUUCGUAGUGAUAUUAAUGCAAGUGAUCAAAGUUAUAAAAUUCCUUAGAUAUU
Molecule: messenger RNA, 1744 nt
Organism: Linum trigynum
Lineage: Eukaryota; Viridiplantae; Streptophyta; Magnoliopsida; Malpighiales; Linaceae
Source: the annotation of a GenBank genome assembly